Trichomonas vaginalis G3 is the source of this 393-nucleotide messenger RNA. RefSeq names its product organellar and viral DNA polymerase type B. NCBI's taxonomy places the organism in Eukaryota, Parabasalia, Trichomonadida, Trichomonadidae. The transcript has a single exon. The record is from RefSeq and is a predicted model, not a curated record. The coding region runs from base 1 to 393 and encodes 130 amino acids.
AUGUUUGAGAUGAAGAGAGCAAUUGACGCUUUAGUUGUUUUAGCUGGUAAGGUUUCAGAAUAUAACGCAAAAAUGAACCCGCAAUGUUCUAAAUGUAAAGCAGCAAUGAGGAAAUAUAACUACUCCGUCAAAGAGAUAGAAAGAAUGAGAAACGACUAUGCAGAUUUAAAGAAAGAAGCAGAGAAGCCGGUAGAAAAUAAAAUGGACAUGUUGACAUUUCUGAACAAAAACUAUCCAACUGCUGACGAUUUCCUUCUAUCUGACGUCAAGAAGAAGUAUAAAGAAACUUUCGGUAUCGUUAAAACAUUCGAUGUACUAAAAGAAGAAAUAGAAGCUACGAAACUGUUUAAGAUUUCAAAUAUACAUCGUACAAUUCAUGUAAAACGCUCAUGA